Myotis lucifugus (little brown bat) is the source of this 5770-nucleotide messenger RNA. It is a transcript of the gene MTURN, whose product is annotated as maturin, neural progenitor differentiation regulator homolog. The transcript is spliced from 3 exons. Bases 160 to 555 code for a protein of 131 amino acids. The record is from RefSeq and is a predicted model, not a curated record. NCBI's taxonomy places the organism in Eukaryota, Metazoa, Chordata, Mammalia, Chiroptera, Vespertilionidae. Gene Ontology annotation, biological process: positive regulation of megakaryocyte differentiation; regulation of signaling. Gene Ontology annotation, cellular component: cytoplasm.
GACCAGGGCACUCCGCGCCCGCCCGGCUCCGCCGCCAGCCCCGGAGCCCGCGGAGCCGCGCGCUGCCGGCCCGGGAGGAGGACGCCGAGGAGAGGAGGGCGGGCGGGAGGCGGAGGGAGCGGGAGGCGGCGGCGAGGAGGCGAGGGCGCGGCGGGCAGGAUGGAUUUCCAGCAGCUGGCGGACGUCGCGGAGAAAUGGUGCUCCAACACGCCCUUCGAGCUCAUCGCCACGGAGGAGACCGAGCGCAGGAUGGAUUUCUACGCCGACCCCGGCGUCUCCUUCUACGUGCUGUGUCCGGACAACGGCUGCGGGGACAAUUUUCACGUGUGGAGUGAGAGCGAGGACUGCCUGCCUUUCCUGCAGCUCGCACAGGACUACAUCUCCUCCUGCGGCAAGAAGACGCUCCAGGAAGUCUUGGAAAAAGUCUUCAAGUCUUUCAGACCCUUACUGGGGCUUCCGGAUGCUGAUGACGACGCAUUUGAAGAGUACAGUGCAGACGUGGAGGAGGAGGAGCCAGAGGCGGACCACCCCCAAAUGGGGGUCAGUCAGCAGUAAACUUGGAAGGGCCCACCUGCCAAGGAGUGAGCCCCGUGGUACCCGAGGCGGGCUCGCGUGCUGCUCCUGGGCUAGCUCUUAGCAGCAGGACGCCUGACUCCCAGCUUCCAAAUUAAAACGAAAUACCUUCUUAACAACCACAAAAUAUCUGGGAUGAGCUACGCUCAGAAGUGACCUGCAUUUGACUCCCGUGUCAGUGGGUGUCUAUGGCGUUGUCUGGGUAGCCUUGGCCGUUUCUAAUUUAGAGUCCAUUCUGUGGCUGACGGUUCUCUCUUGAGUUUCUGUUGGGGAAUUGACACUCACUGACUCGAGUGUAGGGAACUCUGAAUGUAUUAAGGAUGUGUUUUGAGUCCUCACAGGCGACUUUAUGGAGGGAAAGCAUGGCAGCGAAGAGUUGCAGUCUGCACUUUGUAUGUACCUGGUGACGUGUCGUAAGUGAACGUUUUUGCUUUUAGAGCAUGAGUUUUAAUACCUAGUCAUUACACUGCACAAGUGCAAGUACCAGGGCAGACAAGGAUCGCCACUCAGCUCUGGGUGAAGAGGGGAGGGAGGGAAGACCCUCCCGGUGUGUGACCAGCCCUGAGUUACCUGGGGACGUGGCAGCUGGUUCCUGGUUGUAUAAACAUACUUGCCUGGUCAGUUAUUUUAAAACAUGCUAAUUCCAAGACUUAACAGUGGAAAAUAUAAAUGGGAUGACACCAGUUACCAACUUCUUUAGACUGUUUGUAAACCGUCCCACAUAUGACAGGAAACAUUUACCUUCUCUCUUUAUAAUGAGAUGGCAACUUGUUAAAUCAUGAAAAUAUCUAAAAUCCAAGGGCCACGUCAACUUUGAAGCCAUAGAUAAAUCUAAUGGGAAAAUAAACCAGGAUAACAUUUUUUAAAAAAUAUGAUGGAAUCCUUUUUUCUUAAUCUGUCUUUUAUUCUUUUUUUAAAAAAAAAAAAAGUCAAGAAAAUGAUCCCACUGUAAUCAAGUGCUUCAAAAUUCAAUUGCAGUGCAUUUUUAAAAAACUUUUUUUAUUGAUUUGAGAGAGAGGGGAAGGGAGACAGAGAAAAGCAUGGAUGUGAGAGAGAGACAUCGAUGGACUGCCUCCUGCACACCCCCUACUGGGGAUCUAGUCCACAGCCCCUGGCAUGUGCCCUGACUGGGAAGCGAACCAGCAACUUUUUGGUGCAUGGGAUGAUGCUCAGCCAACUGAGCCACACUGGCCAGGGCUGCAGUGAAUAUUUAAAGUGACACAAAAGUGGGAAUCUUUCGAUGGCAGGUUAGCUUGGUUCAGAGGGGAAGUUUGAAUGAUCACAAUACUCAGCUAACUCACAGAGAAAAGACUGUCAUCCUUUAGCCAACAAAUACUUCUGGGAGAAACCCUUCGUCAUGCUAACAUGGACUUAUUCAAAAUAUUCCUUUUCUUGGGCCCUUCUGCAUCUCUGGUCCUAACAACAUGGAUGCCGAUGCUCUUUUACAGCAUUUCGCUAAACGUAGCAUCUGGGUGGGGAUGUUUUUAACAGGCGUGCCUGUUAGGUUGUGAAAGUUUUGAUUUAAACACAUUUAAAAAAGCAGCAGCCGCAGAGGCUUCAGAGCUUCUGGGAGUCUUGUCUGUCUUCCAGGCACGUCGGUGUAAACCUGAUGGUCUCAGCAUUUUCUGUUUAAUUGGUGCUGGGAGGAGCCCGGCUGCUCGUGGUCAAAUGGUGCACCGCAGUUUUAAGUCACUGGGUAAAAUUACAUAGUGCUUUCCACCCGGGCGUCAGAACCACAUUUUUUCUUGUCUUGGGAAAACACAGUCAAGGUUAAUUUCAAGUCAAAUGAGUUUCCUUCCAGGGAGCCUAUUAACAAAACAAACCUUGAUGAUUCAUCCAAUGCGGUGAACGUGCGCCGGGCUUUGCUCGCUCGCUGGGAUCUGAUUGGCUCGAGGCCUGAGCACAGGUGUGUGGGAAGCCGCCCCUUCUGUAGCUCUCGUGUUUGCUCGCCUUCUGCAGCUGAAAUGAAGGCGCUCCACUAGUGUGCUCCACUCGAAGGUAAACUGGAAUGUGUGUGUCCUAGAGGCUCAAAACCUAAAUGUGCAUAUGUUUGAAAAUGGAAUGGACAUGGUUGUAAAACGUUAUUUUAUCUAAAAGGGGGUUAGGUUUUGACUAAAUGCAUUUUGGUAUUCUCAUGUGACUGUUGCGUUUAAAACACUGAGCUGAGGUAGACUCAGCCGUUCAUUGGACUGGGGAGAAAGCUGGUAUUUGUUUUGCCCCAGGGGUUGGGGAUAACAUCGCUGUAUGUUCCUUACUUUCCUGGCAAAACCUCAAAAGGCAUUAACAAAUCAAUUGUUUCCUCUAAACUUCCUUUUCUCUGUGUCCCUCCCCGCCAGGGCUCACUGCCACACGCACCCACGUCCGGGUCGUGUGUGGCGUUAGGGUUGGCACAGCGCAGUUGCACCUGGUCGGUCACCGGGUCGAGCAGCCUGCGGUCUCUGUUAUGGACAUGGUCCCAUGGCUGGACUUUCACAGACUCAGACACACGUUCCCAGGAGGCUCCAGGGCACAGUGGGAGGAGCACUGGCCGGGAGUUAGGAGAGGCACCUGGGUUCUAGUGCCGACUCUGCCAGUAACCGCGUGACCUUGGGCAAGUCACUUAACUGGCCUGAAAUAAGGGAUUUUGCCCUUCCUGCUUUAACCACUGUUCUUCCACAACUGCCUUAAGAUGUGUGUGGGUCUGAAGAGCAACAAUUAAGGGAAAUGAGCAGGAAAUAGAUUCAGAAUCUCACUGUCCUUAGGAUCCUGGCCCCCGGCCUACCGUAGAACAGGUUUCUGUUGGUCUGUGAGCGCCCACACCCGCUGGGACCUGACCCUACGGGGCCGAUGGAACUGCUCCUUAGCGAGAGCCAGGCCCCAGGAGUUACAGAAACCAGACUUGUCUCCGCUGUACAUGCUCUGCCUGUGGGAGGUGUCGUCUUAGUUGUGCCCUGACAGAUUGCGGCUUUGGAAGUGGAGUAACUUUAACUUAACUGAGAGGGGAAAUUGCAUGAAGAAUAGCUGGAAGGGGUGACUUGUGACUUUUUUGCCAUCUCAUCCAGUGGGGGAGUGAGUGUGAGUGUGUGUAUUUGUGUGAGUGAGUAUGCAGCUGUGUGAACAUGAAUGAUUGCUUGUUGAUUGCUGCGGGCCUGCGAAACCUUACCACACCCUGGUCCUGGAGUUGAGUGAGUCAUGGAGACAUGUUUCUGAUGGCUACUGGUUACUUUUCUCUGAUAAUCACCCUGAGCAGACUUCAGGGAAUCAGAGAGUGAAUGAUGGAGCCAGGGAAGGAGGUGAGACCCACACCGAGGCUGCCACACUCGGAUUCAGUCACACUGAGGCGUCCACCCCAGGCCCCCAGGCUCAGCAGCACGUAGUCCUUGUUCUUCAGUGACUAGAACACCAGGCCUCUUCCUUAGGAAUGCCCCUUGUGUCCUGGUGCCAGCAUGAGUUCCUGGCGUGCUUAAGUGGAGACCUCUGACCUCUCUAAUUACUGCCGCUUUUCACGUUAGCGGAAGCCAUUCUCGGGCACAGUCACGUCUCCAAAGGUCGUCUCUGUCUCCUCGGGGCACACGUGUGUGGACCUGGGGAGCUGUGGUGCCACAGCACCGGACUCUGCCUUGCAUGUGAUGACAGACACGUUGGGAAACUGUGGCAUCAACAGCUUCCCGUGACUUGGGAGUUCCCAUGACUUGGGAAGCACGCGGGAGCAGGCAGGACUUAAGUCUGGGGUGGGAGGAGAUGAGUAAGGCAGAAUUCGGGUCUGAGUCUUUAAAAAAGAAAGUAGAAAGCCAGGAGGCAGUUAUCAUGUGAGGUCCAGGAACACUCUUUGCAUGCUGUCCCACGAGGAGCCUGAUUUGCUCAAAGGGGCUGCCUGCCCAAGUGUUCAGAGGCAAGGUCCGUGUUUGAAAAUGCCUCCCAGCCAGGGAGACAACAAGGGUCCUGUAAAUUUGGUGGAGUCCUUGUCCUGGGUCAGCCAGCUGUCAGCCAGAGAAGCCCAUCUGUCCGAAGUGCUAACAGGCCUCAGAGAGGCGCCAAUCACAUGCCAGGCUGAACGGGAACCCAACUUGGUCUUGCUCUCAGCUGCUGAGGAGACCUAGGGUCGGAAACGCCCCUCCCACGGGCUGAGGGCGAGGCCCACCCACUGCACCCAGCUCCAGGGUUGUAGAAAGAGCACAAUUAAAGCUCAGGUGGGGUGCAUAUUCCUCUCCCCUAGAGUGAGUGUUAACUCAAGAUGCCAGUGCCAGCGGCUUCAUCUUCAGGUUACCAGAGAAGCCUACAGCUUUUCUGAAAGAAAAACGAGUCCUCUUCCAUAAAGACUCAACCCGCUAUCUUGGCUUUGUGAGACCAGGUACCACAGGAAAGGCUGAAGUCUUUCAGAUUGAUGCAGAACCAUUCUCACACUCGCCAGGAUGCCAGUAGCCUCUGGUGUCCAUGGCAACGUGGUGCCCAUGGCAAAAUAGCUCCAGCUCACGUUCACUGGGCAAAUUGUCAAAUAAUAUGUUGUCUUUGAUAUUUUUUAAAAUCUGGAUUGCAAAAAUAGAGGAGCUGUGAACAGUUUGCGUUAGAAAGCCCAUUGAAAGCAUUGUGAGGCUGAGGAGGCAUAAGCAGUUAAACGCGGCACCAGGCCACAGGAAAAUAAACAUUUCAUUUGCUGAGAACUGUGUGUUCGAGAGGCUCGGUGCCGCAGAGAAAGCUGACAGUCUGUUCUUGGUAGAACUGCCUUUCCCUGGUUUUUUCUUUUCUCUCGUUUCUGUUUCUGAAGAUUUAUUUUUCACCGGAAGCACCUUCUGGCGGCCGUGCGGACGAAGCAGGGUGCAGGACUCUGUGCACGGAGCAGCUCCCUGGGGGAGAACGUAAAUGGUCAAUUCGAGAACGAAUCUGAGACUCUGAACAGUCUGCGUCUGUGUACAAAAGCAGUUUAGCCAUCGAAUGAGAAGCAUAAGCAAGGAACCGUUUGGGGUUUUUUCUUAGGCAGAACACAAAACAACAGGGUGUAUAUGCUUUCUUUGCCUUUCGUUUCCUUUCAAAGAAAUCUCUUGUAAAUGACAAAACUGUGAAAUGGGUUGCCAACCGUUGUUGCCCUUCGUUAGAUGCUUCCAGCCGUGUGAAUCUGAAACGGGACCCUGUCCACACCUGGGCCUUUCUCCCGGGAGAGGGGACCUCAUCCAACGAUGUAAUUACCAUACGCUUGCUAUUAAAGAGCCUUCCAAACACC